Molecule: messenger RNA, 7050 nt
Organism: Lethenteron reissneri (Far Eastern brook lamprey)
Lineage: Eukaryota; Metazoa; Chordata; Hyperoartia; Petromyzontiformes; Petromyzontidae
Product: LHFPL tetraspan subfamily member 7 protein-like
Cellular component (GO): membrane
Source: RefSeq, a predicted model, not a curated record
CGCCACUCCUCCCUCCCUCCCUGCCGUGCUCCAGCAGCAGCACACGCGGCGCGCGCCUCCAGGAGCUCACAAGCCAACAGGACACACACACACAGCCUGUACUCAUCACAUCCGCUACACCAACAGGUUAUUGUAGGUUUAUGCCUAUUAUCAUCAUCAUCAGUAUCAUUAUAAUUUGUAACUGUACAAUUAAGAAUGACUCAGAGUGCGGCUGCGGUGACCAACAUCUGACGGUGAACAUCGCGCGGGUCACGCCGUCAUCCUCCGUCAGCGACUCCUCCCAUGUCCACCAGGCGACUCGUGACGCCGCCCCCCCCCCCCCCCACGACUCGCCGUCCUCGACUCCGACGUGACCAUCGCUGCUGACCAACUUCCCGCCGCCAUACGCCAGAGAACGCGACUGUAGUGUGGGUGCGCGGCCAGGCUGGGUGGCGGUGCGUUAGGGCGCAUUAGUUAUUUGUUGUUAUUUGGCGGUUGUUGUUGUUGUUGUUGUUUGUUGGGAGUGUAGUGUAGUGGUUAGCGCGAUGCGCUACGGCCCCGGUGACCCGAGUUCGAUUCCCUCUCAUUGCCGCCAACGCCAGUGACGAUUAUCUGAACCGGGCCUCACCUACGUUGACUCAGCCUCAAAUGAGUACCCGCUGCGGAGUGUAAACAUCGCCACUGGGGAGACGAAUGCGGCCGGGCGUGGUGCUGGCCACCCACCCCCUAGUUCGCAGGGUUGGCCUUCAUAGGUGCUACUCGCUAACAGCACUUGCCCCAACAGUCUGUUAAGGCUACACGGGGGUCGUUGUCUUUGUUUUUGUACGUGUCUGUGUGUGUUGGGCUGUAUUUAUUAUAGUGGUAGUGUAGUGGUUGGUACGCUACGCCUCGACCUCAGUGGCCCGAGUUCGAUUCCCGCUCACGGCCACCAACGCCAGUGACGAUUGUCUGCACCGGUCCUGGGCCUCGCAUAGGUUGACUCAGCCUCAAAUGAUUACCUGGUGCGGUGUGUAAACAUUGUUACUCGGGAGACAAAGGCGUCCGGGCGUGGUUCUGACAACCAACCCCCUCGUGUACGGUCCCGGCCUUCAUAGGUGCUGCUCGCUAAUAGCACUUUUUCCCCAACAGUCCGCUAAGGCUAUACGGGGGAUCUUUGUCUUUGUGUGUGUGUAGUUACAAAUAUUCACGUCGCUAUAUGGGACGCGGCUUACAGGAUCCGGGUGGCAUUACCGCACAGAGAUUAGGAUCGCGUCUCCGGUGUGGCAAUGGGCUGUUCGAGUCGCCCUCUCUUCCCAACAACAGCUGCUGCCCUACUUAAUUUUUAACGAGCUCGUGAUAAGAGUUUCCAAUUAACGUGGUCUCGUGUGCGCGGGUGUCAACGGCUACGCAGACGCAUUGAACAUUGUGCAGUCUUCCAUUGCAUUUAUUUAAUAGGUUGCUUUCUGUGCUCUAUUUACAUAGCGCGUUUGUGUUUUCUCUCGAGGGGCUCUCUGGAUCUUCCUCUAGCGGAGUCCCCCUCCCGCCAGCAGCGGCGUGAGCACACAGUUGCAGGGCUUGCACAUUUACCUAUUGCCAGUGCAACGUUGAAUGUGACUCGUUUAAUGGGUGGAGGGGUUAAUCCACAAACGUGGGGUGCCGAUAACGCAGCCUCCGGCCAACAGCGUGCGUCAGCACCGCAGACAGCUCCCCGGCUGAGGAUGAUAGCCCAGUUAUAGAGCACUGAUAGAGCGAGCAGUUAUAGCCCAGUCAUAGAGACCAGUGGUAGACCGGUGAUAAACCAUUGAUAGACCAGUCAUAGAGCAGCGAUACAAGUGAUAAGAGUAAUGGACCAGUGCUAGACCAGUCAAAACAUCUUCGUAUAGAUCUCCCUCUCACAUUCUCGCAGUUUACUUGAUCGGUCUACGUUUAACCUGUCGCACUGUAGGGUCAUGUCGACGCUGGACGCAACCAAUCACCCCCGCCCACCCGCCCCGCUUAGAGCGCGUGCAUUCGUGCUUCGACAGUUAUAAUAAUCAAGCGAGAGGAAUAUUUUCUGCAAGUUCGUGGCGAGGUGAGAGAAGAUCGUAACGAGGAUCAGUGGAGGUCAUCGCGGUUGCUGAGUGCGCGCGCGGUGCAGCAAAUACACCGGAGGCCCCACGGGCCGAAUAAGAGGGGAGCGAUUGGACUGGGUUCACGCCAACCACGCUCCGCCACUGCCCGUUGCCGAAUGGAAGAUCAGGGGAUGCGGACACCACGAGCUGUGGCUUGAAUAUCACCACCACCAUCACCACGACCGCUUUAUCGCAGCCCGAGCGCUUCAGGGCCGUGAACGUGAAUUUACUCAACAGAGCCAUGUGGAUGCACGGCCUUCCAACUGCUCCUGCACCCCUGCCUCCAACUCCUCCUCCUCCUCCACCUCCUGCUACUGCGACUGCUGCGACUGCAGGAGCUCCAGCCGAGUGGCUCCCGCACGCAGCCGCCACCGCCGCGAACUGAACCAUCGGGAGUCCACGCUGCGCACCCUGUGCGCGCGUUGAAGGGCCACCACAACCACCACCACUACUAAAGACAAAGAUCCCCCAUAUAGCCCAUUCAGGCUGUCGGGGCAGGUGCUGUUCGCGAGCACCAUCAGGACUAUCAAGCACCACAACCGCCACCACCCCCACCUCUAGCGGUGCCGCAUCUCGGCGCGCACGCCGCGGCCGCGAUGCUCACGUGCGUGGCCUGCUUCUGGUGCCUGCUGUCGCUCGCCCUGCUCGCAGCCUGCAGCCUGGGACUCGUCUCCCCCGCCUGGCUCGCCCGGACCGCGGCCAGUGCCGCCAGCGGUGGCGGCAGCGGCGGUGUGGCAGGGGUCGGGGGAGCCGGCAUGGUCAGCCUCGGCCUCUUCGGCUACUGCGGAGGGGGGCCGACCCCCGGCUCCGUGCCCCUGGGAGGCCCCGCGGGAGGAGGAGGCUCGGGGCCCGGGCAGGUGGCGACGCACGCGUGCAGCACGUACGGAGGCAGGGGGCGCUUCGGGGACAUCCCCUCGGCGGCGUGGCAGGUGAGCGUGGUGCUGUGUGGGGGCGGCUGCUCGCUGCUGGCCGUCAGCUCGCUGCUCGCCGUGCUCUGCCUCGUGCUGCCCGAGGGGGAGGGCGAGCGGCGCGCGUGCACGCUCGCGGGGUGCGCGCAGUCCGCCGCAGUGAUAAUCAUGGGGGCUGGCCUGCUCGUGUUUCCGCUGGGCUUGGGCAGUCCAUUUGCCCGGCAGCAGUGCGGAGACUCGGCGCCCUUCUGGGCUGGCGACUGCCAGCUCGCGUGGGGCUACACGCUGGCCAUUGUUGGCGUGCUCCUGGCGGCCUUCCUGCCGUACUUCGCCCGCUAUGUGCCCCGGGACCCGUCCCCUUACCCAACUCCCAUACCCACCAGUCUGUGAGAUGCACGCACGCGGCUUACGUGCCCGUGAAUGGAACCCCGGGAUGAUCACCCGCACACACAGCGAUCCCCCGUGCAGGCCACGCAGACUGUUGGAGCAAGUGCUGUACCAAUGAAGGCCGGCACGUCACGAAUGGAGGUGAUGUGGCCAGAACGACGCCCGACCGCCACUGCGGAGACGGGACCGGUUCAGACAUUCGUCACUGAUGUUGGCCGUGAACACGACUGAACUUGGGUCGCAGUGCAGUGUGCCAUCCAAUUCACUACCGCGCCCCACACAUACACAACAGCCACCAUUCACCACUAAGUGGCGGUGACAUCAUCACUGCUUGUGCCAGGCUAGGUGAACUUUGAGGCCACGUAAAUGGUCAAGUGUCGAAGGCUCGCAGACAACAACAGUUCACGGGACAGACCCAGGUGCUAUGGGUUAACUGACUGAGAUGACUGGCAGAUGCACUGCCUGUGCUCUCGACUGUGGCACAGUUGACACACAUAUACAAACACAUUCAUACGUGUACAACAUGUUGUAUAUGUGGGUGGGAGUGUGAUGCAAAAUGAGAAAAAUAUGAACUCAUGGCAAGCACAAAUCUCAACCAUGGUCCAUAUCACAUCAAUCAGUAUGGUUCACACUUAUGUACAACAAAUUCCAGCUCUUUCUUGAUAUCCUUUAACCAUGCUCAAUAUACAUUACAGCUGUUUCAAUUUGAUAACGGUUCAAUGCCAUGGAUGCUGACGUUAUUACAAAAAAAAACUUUCGACUACGUCUACAUAAGACAAGUCAACCACACAGCACGGUUAGGUGACAUGUCAAAACGAGAUCAAUGCAUCCGUCUGUGUGUAGGGCUGAAGAUAGCUGAUUACAAAAGCUGCGAAAAGGGGACAUCUAAUGGCUGCGCGGAAUUGAUUGCACACCCCCUGCCGCCUUUUGAAGAGACAAAAUCAAAAACUGCAGUCCGCGGAGUGAGCAUUGCAUUGUUGCUAUCCUGCCACAAAGCUCGCCGGCUGACAGGAGUAACGGACUCUUAACAACUGCGCUCUAAUAAUGACAAAUGUUGCGAGCUUUAAGGUGAAUGAGCAACAACGCAGCAUGUCAUAAAAACACAUCCACACAAUGACAACGCAGCAUGUCAUAAAAAAAGCAUCCACACAAUGACAACGCAGCAUGUCAUAAAAAGGCAUCCACACAAUGACAACGCAGCGAUGGACCCCAGUAGGUUUCGGCAGCGAAGUCUGCGGUUCUUGACGAAGGAUUAUAACGUAGAGCAAGAGAUACACUGUACAUGCGCGUCUGUGUGUGUGUGCGUGUGCCAUGUAUUCAUUAUCUGUUUUGUCAUGAUCGCACAGCUGCGAUACAUCUCAUUUUCAGCUGCGGCCCUGCUGAUGGCACAGGGUCGUGUGAUGUUACGCAGGGCAGGCAGUCCGUAUUUGUAGGCGCGCAAGACAAGCUGUUAACACAGCUGAUGUGCCAUAUCAGUAAAUAUAACAUGACACAAAAGGUAUUCACAAAAAAAGGUAUUUCCAGAUGCAAAAUACUUCAGGUCACUCGAGUAAUAUAAUCGUACAUUGUAAAUGUCAUGUUUAAUCACCAAGAUAUAUCAAAAUUACAAUUUAAAAUAAACAGCGUUACAUUAUUUGACAGUAUAGAGAUACACUGAACAGGCAGGUUUUUUUUGUUUUAACUCCAAUGUCAUUCUAUGCCACUUAAAAUUAACAGACAAAAAAGGGUUUAUGAAAAAAAAGUUGCCAUCCAUCAACAUAAUAUGAAAGGUCGCCAAUUUGAAUAUCCGCCGUACCGGAACAAAUGAGGCAUGGGUAGGGAGAAGUCACUAUGUAAUCGCUCGCGUGACAUUCAAAAGCAGAAACACACAAGAGUCUCGAAGACGUAAAAAAGAUGUGACUGGCAGCAGUGCUGUAAGCACGUGACAUUCUGACACUCGAACAGCGAGCAGGUCCUUCAACAAGCUUCCAUUCCAACCCACACGUGGAUACGAAACGGACUGCUCGUGCACGUUGAACCAUUGAAUGCUGAGUGUUUCGAGGAGUCUGGUAACAACUUUGAUCUUAAUAACAAUUAAAGGCUGUUUACCACAGAUGAAUAAAAAUGUACCAUUUUAGUCAAACUUGUUUUUUGAAUCUUUCACAACGGUUUGUCUUCUUGUAAAGUUUGCAUGGUAUAUUAAGCUUAUUGUGAAAAAUGACACGACAAUUUAUACUUACCCCUAUCAACUCAGUAACGUGAUCUGCGUAUUUGUUUAAAAUCACUAUUGUACGAUUGGGCCUAAUUAACUUUUCCCAGGUAUUACUGAACUUAGAAAAGAGUGCCGUGUUUGUAAUGUGAAUCGCUGCACAGUUAGUUUUUAUUGGCGUCGUAACAAUUUAUCAAUUAGGGUGAAGUUUCAUUAUUUUUUAUGGGCAAUUUGAAAUUCAAGUUUCAUUAUUCGUUCGUCACAUGCAAAAUAGGAUUUUUUAAUGCAUGCAACGUGCUAUAUUUGACACUAUACCAACCAAACCCUAUUCAUGUCUCUUGGAUUAAAAAACCCCGUUAAAUUCACAUUUUGUUCUCAAAAUCUGAAAUUUGAUGGCCGUGCAGACGGUGUCACUGUUAUUAACGCCGACUCGAAGAAAUGCACCAGGAAUUGUUGAAUACAUAAUGUACAGUUUUAUUGCGUCGCUGAAUUUCAACAAAAAUGGAGGGGUUCUAUUUUCAAGAAUAUUUGUUGAGAUUAAAGAUCACAGGAAACUUUGGAAAGUGAUUUUCUGACUUAAGGGAGCUUCCAAGUCUGACUACUGAACUAAAUGGUUAUGGUACUACAAGUGGAGAUUUAAUUUUUAAAGAAUGGCAACGUGAAAUUUUCAUUUUGAUUCUACUGCUACCGGUUAUCAAUAUUGUUAUAAUCAAAUGUGCAGUAUAUUUCUUUCACCGCAUUAUUACUUUGUCGUUAUAAGCCAUUUCCAUGCACAUGCCCUCAAACAAUUCUGCAAAAAAAAAACUUUUUUGGAAAUAUUAUUUACAAUGUAUUUAAACAUCGUUGCAAUGAACUAAUUGAUGGGUUAAUUACUUUUUAACCGUUUUGUUUGAUACGUAAUUGUGACUGUGUGCACACCAUAACAGAAUGAAACGGCAUAUGGGGAUGAAUUGGGAUUAGUAAUGAAUAUGUUCACACUCAGAAUUCUAAAUCUCUGUUUGUAGUAAUGAAGGUGCUUUACAGUUCUGUAAUGGUAUAACCUUAAAAAUGAGGGCCACAAAAAUUAAAUGCAUUAAUCUAACUCACAUUUAUGUGCUGUGUAUUAGAAUGAGAUCCAUUAGUAUGUUAAUUAAACGUGCACUGUAGGCUCAUUUGGGUCAGUCACGAUCCAAUUUAUUUUACAAUAACAUGUCGUAUGGUGACUUUACCUGGUGUAUAACUUUGGCAUGUCAAUUUCACUAAAUCCCAUGAAAACAAAUAUGUUACCCUUGUCUGUAUUUUAAUGUGUGUAGAACUACCUUCCUCAAUCGAGGAUUGCUAUCCCUGGAUUUUUAUUCAUGCAGAUGCUACGAAAUUGUUCCAUGAUUAUGGAUAUUUAUAUGGAAAUUGAAUUGUGAGUAAAAUAUUGUUAAUACAGAUGAUGUUGAGCUGAGCUGAACUCAAUCAUUUACUACACAACAGGUUGGAAUUACAUGUUUCACAUUAAUAUCUGGUUUGA